AUGGGCGCCCACCAGUCAUCUCACAAAGGCGCUGCAGCAAGCGAUGACUCGCCCAAAAAAACCGACUACUACGAUUUACUAGGAGUUGAUCGUCAAGCUAGCGAUGACGAAAUUAAAAAGGCCUAUCGAAGGAAAGCCCUAGAGCUGCACCCAGACCGAAAUUACGGUGAUGUCGAAAACGCUACCCAACGGUUCGCUGAAGUCCAAUCUGCCUAUGAAGUCCUCUCUGAUCCACAGGAGCGGGCUUGGUACGACUCUCACCGUGAUGCAAUUCUCCGUGGUGACGAUCCGGCCGAUACCGAAGCAACCCCCGAAUAUAACGACGUCCGUCUAACUACCGCCGACGAAAUAUACACCCUGAUUGGUCGUCUCAACAAAUCAGUCCCGCUCGAUGAUUCCCCGGCCGGCUUUUUCACCAAACUGCAAGAUACAUUUAAUAAAAUAGCCCAGGGAGAACUUGCAGUCGCUGAGUGGGAUGGCUUAGCUCCACCUAACUUUCCCCCCUUCGGCUCAUCCAAGGAUGGCGAUCGAGUCGCCCGGACAUUCUACAGCAGGUGGUCCAAUUUCUCCACCAGGCUUAGUUUCUCAUGGAAAGAUAAAUGGCGGCUCUCAGAGGCUCCAGACCGGAGGGAACGCCGCUUCAUGGAGAAAGAGAACAUGAAACUUCGCGACGAUGGCAUACGCAAGUUCAAUAAUGCUGUGCGGUUGCUCGUCGCCUUCGUUCGCAAGCGUGACCCCCGUUGUGUGUCUGAUACACAAUACGAGGCCGAGAGGCAGAAGAUAUUGCGCGACUCGGCAGCGGCACAGGCAGCUAGAUCAAGAGCCGCAAACCAGGAGAAGCUGAAUGAUCCUCUUGCCGUUCCUGAGUGGGCGCGACCUCAGGAUGACGAUUACAACCAGGGCGACUUCUCUGAGACGGACGAGGAGUCUGAAGUCGAGCACAUAGAAUGCGUAGUAUGUAACAAGACAUUCAAGAGCGAGAAGCAAUACGAGGCUCAUGAGAAGAGCAAGAAACAUACGAAGGCCGUGCAGCAAUUGCAAAGACAUAUGAAGAAGGAGAGCGCAAACCUUAACUUGGACAAAGAAAAUCCAUCAAUGUCCUCGACGUCCGAGAUUCCUGUACUCAGUGACGAUGCAGUCAGUGUUGAGAAAGGCGGCACCGACGUAUCUAUCCAGGCAGAAGAAACGUCUACAACUGACAUGGAACCUACCAGCCCAAAGGUUACGACGGCCGAGGACAAGGAUGAGAGUGAAGAUAGCAGUUAUGCUUCCCGAGACGCUGUAGCAGCACGUCUUGCCUCGACACAACUGGGGAAGCCAGCUAUUUCGCAGGGAGACCCAGAAGACCAAGCUGAUGAUCUUGUCGGCAGUAUAGAUGAUAUCUCUCUUGCCACCAGUAAGCCCGUCAAGAAGGUCGGUAAAGCUAAGGCCAAGAGAGAAAAGAAAGCCGCUCGGCAAGCUGCGUCCCAAACACAGGACGACUCCAUAUGUGCAGCGUGUAAUACUAAAUUCGAGUCGAGAACCCAGCUUUUCAAGCACUUGAAGGAAACAGGCCAUGCUGCAGUUAAACCUAAUACUACAACCAAGCCUAACAAGAGUCGGCGAUAA
This is a messenger RNA of Hypoxylon fragiforme, 1608 nucleotides long. Its product is annotated as DnaJ-domain-containing protein. The record is from RefSeq and is a predicted model, not a curated record. Gene Ontology annotation, cellular component: cytoplasm. Bases 1 to 1608 code for a protein of 535 amino acids. Gene Ontology annotation, molecular function: zinc ion binding; nucleic acid binding. NCBI's taxonomy places the organism in Eukaryota, Fungi, Ascomycota, Sordariomycetes, Xylariales, Hypoxylaceae. The transcript is spliced from 3 exons.